This is a messenger RNA of Limulus polyphemus (Atlantic horseshoe crab), 4950 nucleotides long. RefSeq lists its product as uncharacterized. The transcript is spliced from 3 exons. The record is from RefSeq and is a predicted model, not a curated record. Gene Ontology annotation, molecular function: transcription regulator activity. NCBI's taxonomy places the organism in Eukaryota, Metazoa, Arthropoda, Merostomata, Xiphosura, Limulidae. Gene Ontology annotation, cellular component: nucleus. The coding region runs from base 102 to 1355 and encodes 417 amino acids.
UGUAUCUUGGGGACACGUCUAUACUAGAUUUGAUUUUCCACGUGAAACUUGAUGCGUCAAAAGUAGGGUGGAAGAAGUUGAACCGAUGUGCCAAGUGCAGGAUGACCUUAGUGUUGCCAGCGUUUUGUAGUAACUGCCCAAACUCUUCCCUGUUUUGUAGUAACUAUCCUCCAAACUCUUCCCUGUUUUGUAGUAACUACCCUUCAAACUAUUCCCUGUUUUCUGAAAAUAUAAACGUACCAAGCAUGCCUUGUGGCUUUGACAGCGAACCUUUGGAUUUUGAAUCUGUAUUGUUUUCAGUUGAAUGGCCGUCGACGUUACGCGAUUUGCCCGAGACAACUCAGGACAGCGACUCAUCGAAAAUGACUGCAGGGUCAGCUUGUGGUAACAGCCCCGAGGGUAGAGAGCUGCCCUCUACCGACAACAAAAGAAAACUCCAUCAAGAUGAAGAUUUCUCAGUAAAACGGCAAAAGAAAGAGUAUGAAGAUGUUACCAUGGUUGAAGACAACAAAGAAGUUAAUCCAGCCACUACUGGUCUGGUGUCAGAUGUGGAAGAGAAGUGUGGAGAAAAUGCUAGCCAGCACUUGGAGAAAUGUCAUGAUCAGGAAAUGCCAAUGGAUGAUAUAAUGCUUCCUACUCGUCGGCGCGUACCUCAGCUGUGGAAUCCGCGCAUGCGUUGGAAAGACGAACGACGCAAAGUUUUAAAGCUUUCGAUGAACAAGUUGCGUCGUAUCAAGGACCCAGAAGGUUCUCUGUGUCGCUCCGUUCUCAUCAAUAAUACUGUCAAAUGUUUGCAGAAGGAGAUCCGUGAAGAAAAAAGUGCCCGCCACCGCGUUAUGGGAAGAACCUGUUAUGUUUUAGACUCUGACUCACUCGCAUCCCACUCAACUUCUAGAAGCUGGACCUUCGAUGCUGAGCCUUCUGAUGUCAUUCCUAGAAAACCUCGAAGCGAUUCUGUUUAUUUUUCUUCAUGCAGUGAAGAUAUAACUAACUACGAUGAAAUAUUUGGUCUGGACGAAGAGGUUUUAGGAGCUGAUGCGUCAUGUAGACAAACCAGGCUACAAACACUCAUUUCUGAACAGUUAGUUAACUGUGACGCGGAUGCUUGCACGUGUACAACCCAUACUAACAGGAAUGUCGUUAGUGGCUAUCAAAAACAUCCUCAGACAUAUAGUUACAAAGGAAAGAUUGUGGACGAUCAUAAUUCGCGCCAUCAAACAGCAUCACCCAACCCAUGUGCUACCCAAUACCGCAUCAGCCAUGACUCAUUCCUGUCAGAUGGACUCAUCUCUCAAAGCGUAUCAGUCUUGGACUCGGUUGUGUAUCAGAGUUUAUUAGCAUCUUUAGAAUCGUGAGGUGAAAUUAAAUAUUUGCUAAAAAAUAUUUGUAAUAGGCAUUGCUAUUAUGGCAUCCUUUCAAACUAUAUCAAGUGAUCUCUGUUCGUUUUUUUUUUGUGUUGUUUAUCACAGAAUGUGACUUAAACGUAAAUAGCACGGUGUGUGCGGGCAGCUGUGAAGUUGAAUAUUACAAUAAAAGCGUUAACAAGCGUGUUCAUUGUCCUACUUUGGCACGGGUUAGGCUAGUUGAGAGAGACUACGCACAGUAUGUGGGUCACAGGGGGUACUGGCCCUCUUAGUUAGGAUCAGAAUAGAAGAACAACAGAGAAACCAUGUGUAAUUAUAAGCAAGACACUUCUCAAGUGCUAGUGGCCUAUAAAAUGUUAACCUUAUAUUUUGCAUUACUUCAGUGAACGUCAACUACAGUAUUCCCAGGUGCACGGGAUCUUUGCACUUCCGUUACAACAUUGGGGUUGUGUUGAAACAUAGCAUUGCCUAGUUUGUAAAACGUUUUUUUCUUUAAAUUUACUAUUUCUAUCAUCAUUUAAUAAUUUAGACAGUUUGUGAUUAUAAUGUUAAGAUGUUGUUAAUUAUUGCUAAUAAUUUAAUAGUAAGUUGUAUUUAUUUAGUUUAAAUAUGAAGGAUUUUGUGAUUAUUUAAGGGCCUGCUAAACGAGUGUAAUAAUUGUUUCGAAACAGUGAACAGCUAGCUAGCUACCUUUUACAUUUUGGAUGUGAACAAACCUGCGAUAAUAGUUUUGUGAUGCUAAAUAUCCCCGUGCUGUAAACACGCAGCGGGUGCUGUCGGUGGAAUUGAGUUCAAGGUUGCGCGAUUUUAUAUUAGGACACGAUACAACGAGGAACCCGCUAAUAGGGGGCGCUGUACAAAAUUAAUAAUAGCAAACAAACAAAUAAAUACAUGUAAAACGCAGUGUUUUCACCUUAUAAACUUAUACUUUAUAUUUGAGAUAAAUAUAAUUCAUUACAUUAUAUAUGUAUAUAUUUAUUAUUUUAAAUAAUUCACUGGUAGUAGUUAUUGAAGUUUUACAUAUAAUACAAAUGAUAAUUAAGAGAACGGUGUAAUUUUUGAUGUUGGUCCCAUUAUGAAAAAAAAAAUGCAAUAAAUACCAUGAACCACAGCGUCCAAGAUUUUUUUCAAAGCACUAGCCAUCUUGUUUAAAAAUGUAAAUCAUGAAUUUUCUAUACGUCAGAAUGCAUGAUGAAUCGUUCAAACUUUCUGGGUAAGAUACUACAAGACUCCUCUUUGUUGUGUGUUUCUUGAUUAUUUUAACUAAAACCUGUGUUACAAGUUUCCAAUUUUUUAUCUGUUUUGAUCUAGUACAUACAUACCUUUGUAACAUAAACUAUUAAAUCCCCUUAUUGUUUGUUACAUGUAUUAACUAUUAUGAGAUGAUGGCCAACCAGCGCCACGUGCCUGGGCUUUCCCAGCAGACCCUCACCUAGUUGUUGUGACCUUCUACUCGCUUAACAAUUUAUCAGGACUCCUAGGAAGGUCAGUCAGUUGGUGAGCGAAAAUCUUGGAUACGUGGAUGAAAAUAUACUUGCGUGUUUAUGUACCAACAGCGUUUAGAAUGAGGAGGCAAAGCUGGAAACCUGGAUUACACAUGCUGCUCCGGAAAUGGUGCUUUAAUUAGCCAGCACUUGAAGAGCAGCGUUUAUUAAAUUACAAUAACAUUUAUUCAAAUACUGAAAUGACAAACACAGAAACCGUUCAAUAGUCAGAGUUGUGCAGUGCUGAUUAUCAUUAAUACACGAACCAAGGGAUGAAAAGGCUUAGCGCGAAUUUUCAAAACAAAAUGCUUAUUGCAUGGUGCAAAGUCUUUAUAUUUUAUACCAUAUGACAUAAUCGUUGACGACCUGACCAUGGAAACAAAUACUUGUAAAUAGUUCCUUUUUUUUUCUUUCUUAGUCUUCAUUAGGCUUGUCGUUGCCAAUUUGUGGUGUUUGUUAUACAGAUGGGGAUUUGUAAUCAUAUGGAUAGAAUUAUAUUAAGUAGAUUCUUAUCGAGGAAUACGAAACUAUAUAAUGUUCUAACGUUUUGUUCAAUUGAUAAUAUUAGAUUGUGUAAUUUCUUUGUAAUUGUUGCGCUUAUCGCAACAAUAUAAUGUAACUGCUUAUUAUUGUUGUAAUGUGAAAAGUGCCCAGUGCCUGGUAAAUAUGAUUUGCGGCCGUUGAAACUUUAAACGAAUAAUUUAAUUAUUAAGCAGGUGAAACAUUGUAAGACUUUAAGUAGUUUUUCGUUUAACAUUUAAAAAAGAAAUGUUUCCCAUUUGUUGAAUUUCUUGAGUUUAAAAGUUAAAUUAUAAACGUUGAAAGUUAAAUGGAGAUUAUAGUUCUACCAGUUGGUGUGCCCAUCAAAUAAAGAACUAUAACGUUGAUAUUGAAAUGUAAAGCUUGUUAUUUGAUAUUGUUUAAUAUAGGAACAUGAGCGUUUUUAUUGUACUUAAAGUGAUGCCUUCUAUCAAAUAGUCUCGUGACUUCGACCACUCUUAUUACAAUAUAGGGUUUUUUUGUGGAUCACUGUUUUAAACACAUUUGUACAUGAUUCCUAUCCGUCUUUUUAAAACUAUUGAAAGAAAGGAUCUCGCGUUCUCUGUAAAACGCUGUUCAUCGCCUGGUAGGCAUAUCUACAUCUUUGUUUAUAACCAGCAAUCAUGUCACUGGCCAUUUUAACAAAUGCCUCUAAGACUUUGUGAUAGCUUUAGUUUUUGUGGGUUACGUGAUACUGUAGGUACAUUUCUUAUCGAUUAAAUUAGUCUGUAUAAAGAUUUGUAGUAAUUUCUUAAAUGGCAUUUUCUUAAAACUAUUUUAAAAGAACAUUUCAUAUCUUCAUCUUCAAUAUGCCUAAACCUGGAAAUCUGCGAUUUUUCUCGAGAUGUGUAUAUAUAUAUAAAACAAUGUAUAUACAUAUAUAACAAUACAAACAUUUCAGCAACGUAGCUUUUUUUCAACUACAUCUUCAAGUCAUAAUAUUUCGAUAGUUUUUCUUUGCAGGGUAUGUUUAAGUUUGUAAUUUUUAUCAAAUUAAACUUUCACGAUGAUGGAAGAAAAGACAUUGAUCCUUCAGAACUUCCGAUUUAUUUAUUUUAUUUUGUCUAAGUUAUGUGGAAUUUGGAUGCCAGUGGCUUUAAAAGUUUUUGUUCAAAACUAUUCAGUCAAACUUUCCAAACUGGUAUUAUCUGCUAAAAAGUGCAAUUUUUUAAAAUCUUUUUCAGUCAUUUCACGACAUAAUUACUUACUAAGCCCAACUAUGUAGUUGUAUUUUGUACUUAAGUGCCGACAAGGCUCUACAAUUGUUUCACAGCUGGAGAAGACUGUGUUUAUUAUUCAUUGUAUUCUCUUUGACAGAUAAUUAUUUGAGGUAAUAUAAAGAUUUCUUUUCCUAUAUAAGAAUACAUUUUAUUGUGUCAGUGAAUUCUGAAGAAGUGUGUAUAUAAGUUGGAUAACGGGCGGCCGAAACAGUCGGUUUGUCUAAUAAGCUCUUUUAUGCUGCUGUGUAUGUUAUAUGUAAAUGUGCUACGGAUGUUGCAGAAACAGUUCAUGUACAGCUAGUACUUAAUGUAUUUUCGUAAAUAAACAAGCAAUAGUAAAAA